Sphaeroforma arctica JP610 is the source of this 408-nucleotide messenger RNA. RefSeq lists its product as hypothetical. The record is from RefSeq and is a predicted model, not a curated record. The transcript has a single exon. Lineage: Eukaryota; Ichthyosporea; Ichthyophonida. Bases 11 to 328 code for a protein of 105 amino acids. Gene Ontology annotation, molecular function: protein binding.
UCAACACUCAAUGCGAUUUUAUUGUAAAUUGCCCGGCUGCGAAUCGGCACAUACUAUGUACACAAAAUGCGGUACAAAGCAUGAAGUCGAGAUCGAGAAACGUGCAGGUGGAAAAUUUGGUGUGGAUCUUCUUAAUUUGGGUCAUGAAUACUAUGUCACCAAAAUCGCCACAGGCACCAAGUAUCCCGCUUAUCGAAGUGGGCUCUCAUUUGGAGACAGAAUCGAUGGUAUAAAUUAUGACGAUAUGAGCACAAUAGCGAAUCCAGUAGCACACUUGAGAGCUACUGAUUCCGUCGAAUUGACAUACACACCAAGAACUGCCUUAUAAAGGAGAUUCUAUUGACCUCUACUCAGAACGUGAAUGCUACUCUGACUGAUUUGAGGAAGAACUACGUUACAGUAUUGUCA